Molecule: messenger RNA, 1176 nt
Organism: Symbiodinium natans
Lineage: Eukaryota; Dinophyceae; Suessiales; Symbiodiniaceae
Source: the annotation of a GenBank genome assembly
AUGAGCCUGCGCAGCGUCGUGUGGCUUGUGGCUGCGCAACUCGGGGGAGGCAGUGUCCUGCCGGAAGACGAAUGUAGCGAAACCGCGCUGUCGAUGCUUCAAGGAAGGGCCUCCAAAGCACGUCCUCCGAGCGCCAGCCACGUCCUGGAGUUGGAGUACUCGUCCGGGAGGCUGCUGCUUCACGUGCAGGCUGGUGCGCUGCCUGCGCAGAGGCUGCUUCUCGACACCGGGUCCUCCACCGUGGCCUUUUGCAACGUGAGUCUGCCAGAGACGCUGCCUGGUGCGAAGAAGACCCAUUUCAACGCGUGCGAGCAGUAUGGUCCGUCCACCGCCAUGGGCUACUUCCGGGAUGGCUACGUGGGCCCUUUCUUCCAGGGCGACUUGAGCAUUCAGGGGCUGGAGAUUCCGGAUGCCAUGUUUGCGGUAUUUGGCCAGGGGUCCUGUGCACCCUCCAUGUGUGCAGAUCACCCCAGCCAGGGCAUCUUCGGUGUGGCCUACCGCCAGCGCAACAAGAUUUUUCCUUCCACGGUCGACCUCUCCAGUGCAUGUGUAAGAACAAGCAGCGAGAUCGAGAUACUCUGCCCAACAACCACUGCAUCUUUCGUGCCACCUGUGAUGCAGGAGCUGCGACAGACAUCCGACGGAUCGGAAAUCUUCGGGAUCUAUUGGUCCGGACUCGCAAGUGGGAGCAUGUACUUGGGCCCAGCAGCGGUCGAAACGAAGAACUUCGAUCCUUCGGCGCCCGAGGCCAUGUUGUUAGAUUCUGGCGCUGGUGCGUCGGGAUGGUACAACGUAAAUGUGUUGAGGAUCCUCGUCGGAGGCACCGAGUACGAGGGGGUCGACUGCACCAAACACUCCCGGGCGUGCAUCGUAGACACGGGCACUCCCGCGUUCUUGCUGCCCGCCGGGGUGUCCCUGGACUCUUCGAGCUGGCUCUGGGAGUCUCCCAAGCUGGAGGUCCACUUACAGGGUGUGGCCGGAGGAGACGUCGUCCUGGACUUUGACCUGGAGCCCUGGCUCUCUCAAAACAUGGUGGGGACGCUGGGCGCCCCCGAGGCCUUCUGGGAUCCCCUGAUGGUGCUGGGCCUCCCCCUGUGGUCGCGCUACUACACCAUGUUCAACCUCACGGCCAACACGGUGUCCUUCACCCCGCACGCGCAGCCGAGAUCUGGCUGA